AUGGCCAUCAUCAACCAAGGCCUCGUCGACAGUGCCAAUAUCGCCGCCAGGGCUGUCCACCUUGUUGCCCAACAGUCCAUAGCUUCUACCGUCUCAUCCGCGAUAAAUUCCGCGACAUCGAGUCCCAUACCAACGUCAACAUCGGCGACUUACUUUAGUACGGGCGGUUCCCUGUCAACGACGUCGCCUGAUCCUACACCAACUUCAACCGGGAACAAUGGCAACAAUGGCAACAAUAACAGUGGCACGAGCUCGCCGCUGCUGUUUUUUGUUGCUCUAGGAUUUGGGGUGGUUUUCACCAACCUCUGGAUUAUUGUUGGUGUCAAGUACUGCUUCCGGUACAAUGCCCGUAACCGCCAGAUGCGUGGGCUUGAUGAGAAUGGCGAGCCCAUCAAUCUCGAAAACAUGCCUACAAGGCCGCAUCGCCGCCGCCGUGAGAAGAAGCUCAUGACAAUGGACGAAGUCAACGACAAGUUCCCAAUGAUGAAGUACAAAUCUUGGGCUGCCGAUCGUGCGAAGGAAGGAUUGCCAACCACGGGUGGUGUCUCAGUCCCACCAAGCAGGGCCAACAGUGUCAGAAGUGUGCAAGGGAUUGUGCCCGAACUGCCUUCGAAGGAGCGGGAAUCCAGCGUCACACCCCAGUUCAAGACGGAAGCUGCAAGCCCGCAUGGCACGUCUGGCAGCGGCGAUAACGACACGACUCUCACGCAUGCGCAAACCGAAGCUAGCAUACUGACCAAAGAUCCUGAUCGGGCCCAUGGAAGUGAUGAUGAGGAGGACGACGAACACAUCAACGCCGCCCUACCACCUGAACUGAUGGCUACUUCGGGCGACACCUGUGCUAUUUGUAUAGACACGCUAGAGGACGAUGACGAUGUGCGCGGUCUGACCUGUGGUCAUGCAUUCCAUGCUGUUUGCCUCGACCCCUGGUUGACUAACCGAAGGGCUUGCUGUCCCCUUUGCAAAGCCGACUAUUACACUCCUAAGCCAAGGCCUCCACCAGCUGACGCAGACCCGCUGAAUCCCGCAUCGUCCAAUGCACCCAAUCCAGGGAGGAACAACGGGCGUCUCAACAUGCCCCGUUCACCCCAGAGGACGUUUACGGGCUGGAACCUGAGAGGUACCGUGCGGACUGCCACGGGGCAACAAAUGGCGAGCAGUGCUCCUGCUCACAGCAGAGCCCCAAGAAUAUGGGAGAGGCGGCGCCAUGAAGCGGCUCCGUCGCACAACCAGGCUACGCCGACCACCGCGGCUCAGGAUGAGCAAGAUCAGGGCCUCUUGACAAGACUCAGGAGUCGUAUCCCGCCUUUGCGGGUGAAUGAUCUUAUGGACCGCUCUCGCGGUAACGCGUCGAACGGUACUCAACAACCACUUGCGUCGGGUGCCAACCAUGCGACUACCACACCUUCUCAGCUCGAGGCAGGAACAGGAUCAUCAGCCACACCAGCAAGAUAG
Messenger RNA from Pseudomassariella vexata, 1455 nucleotides. RefSeq lists its product as uncharacterized. The transcript has 2 exons. Gene Ontology annotation, molecular function: ubiquitin protein ligase activity. NCBI's taxonomy places the organism in Eukaryota, Fungi, Ascomycota, Sordariomycetes, Amphisphaeriales, Pseudomassariaceae. Bases 1 to 1455 code for a protein of 484 amino acids. The record is from RefSeq and is a predicted model, not a curated record. Gene Ontology annotation, biological process: ubiquitin-dependent protein catabolic process. Gene Ontology annotation, cellular component: cytoplasm.